CAGUUCCCCACUUCCCGCUCUCUCGCAGGUACUUCCGGCCGCAGCGCUGGUCACGGGGUGUGCGCGUCACGGAGAGGGACCCGGAAGCGGAAGUGGAUGUUGUUGCUACGGGAGGAGAGAUGGAGAGUGAAUUUUCAGACGCGGACCUGACUGCGGCCGGGGACACGGAGGAUGGAGAGAACGCCCCGGUGUAUUGUAUCUGCCGAAAGCCGGAUAUCAACUGCUUCAUGAUCGGCUGUGACAACUGUAACGAAUGGUUCCACGGGCACUGCAUCAACAUCACCGAGAAGAUGGCAAAGGCCAUACGAGAGUGGUACUGCGUGCAAUGCCGAGACAAACACCCGCACCUUGAGAUCAAAUACAGACACAAGAAGUCGAAGGAGCGCGAGAGAGAAACGGAAAAGGAUGAAAAUGAAGAGACUGCAAAAAAUGAAAAAAAGAAAAGCGGCAGCACCAGCAGCAGCAGCAACAAGGUACCCCGGCAGCAGAUUAAGCGCUCGGCGCGCAUGUGUGGCGAGUGUGAGGCGUGUAGCCGUACAGAGGACUGCGGCCAAUGUGACUUCUGCAGAGACAUGAAGAAGUUUGGGGGGCCCAAUAAGAUUCGGCAGAAGUGUCGGCUGCGCCAGUGCCAAGUCAGGGCGAGGGUAAGUAGACGUGCCCCUGUCUCUCCCGGGGCAGAAUGGCCUCUCCUUUCCGCCCCAGUGGUGCCUGGAUAUUCCAUUCUCCUUCUCCAGAAAAUGCUGCGGGUGAAGGACGACGACCUGUCCUUGUUCCGGGACACCCCAGAGCCCAGCAGCCUGGCCGGGUCGCUGUCCGACGAUGACUUGCCGCUGGACCCAGAACUCUACCAGGAGCUGUGUGCCGGGGGAGCCUUCGACGACCAUAACCUGCCGUGGCUCAGCGACACCGACGACACGCCCUUUCUGGACUCAGUUAUGAGGAAGAGAGCGGUGAAAGUGAAACACGUGAAGAGGAGGGAGAAGAAGGCAGAUAAGAAGAAGGAUGAGAAGUACAAGAGACAUAAGCAAAAGCAGAGGCACAAGGAUAAGACCAAACACUCGGAGCGAACGGAGAUCAGAGACUUCUCGUCCCUGCGCCAGUGCCUGGGGCCCAGUUGCGUGCAGCCCGCCCGGUCCAGCUCCAAGUACUGCUCCGAUGACUGCGGCAUGAAACUGGCAGCCAAUCGCAUCUACGAGAUCCUCCCGCAGCGCAUCCAGCAGUGGCAGCAGAGCCCGUGUGUGGCAGAGGAGCAGGGCAAGAAGCUGCUGGAACGAAUCAGGCGGGAGCAGCAACAGGCCAGAACCAAGCUCCAGAACAUGGAGAGCCGCUUCCACGAACUAGAGGCUCUCAUCAGCAAAGCCAAACAGCAGCAGAUCCGAGAGGAUGAGGAGACCAACGAAGGGGACAGCGACGAUACGGACCUACAGAUUUUCUGUGUCUCUUGUGGCCACCCCAUCAACCCGAAAGUUGCCCUGCGGCACAUGGAGCGCUGUUACGCCAAGUAUGAAAGUCAGACCUCCUUCGGCUCCAUGUACCCCACACGGAUCGAAGGAGCAACGCGGCUAUUUUGCGACGUGUACAACCCGCACAGUAAGACCUACUGCAAGCGGCUCCAGGUUCUGUGCCCUGAGCAUUCUCGCGACCCCAAGGUGCCCGCGGAUGAGGUAUGUGGCUGCCCCAUGGUGAAGGACGUGUUCGAGCUGACCGGGGAUUUCUGCAGGGUUCCCAAAAGAAAGUGCAACCGCCAUUACUGCUGGGAGAAACUGCGCCGCGCAGAGGUGGAUUUAGAGCGAGUUCGCUUGUGGUACAAGCUGGACGAACUGUUUGAGCAGGAGCGGAAUGUGCGGAUGGCGAUGACUAACCGGGCCGGCCUCCUGGCUCUCAUGUUGCACCAGACCAUCCAACACGACCCGGUCACCACGGACCUGCGCACGCACACGGAGCGCUGAGGAGGAUUUUGUAUAUUAGUGCAGCUCAAUUUGUGACAUUUUUAUAUAGAAAACGUGAGGUUCUUAUAUACGGGGUUAGUUUCUUUUAUCCAGAGUGGUUGACACUUUAGUAUAUGGGAAGCCGAGAGAUGUUAUUGGGCCAGGGACUGUCUGCGUCGCCAUUUGUGUUUGCUGUUAGGAUGACAUUCUCUUACUAUGGAGAAUGACCCCCAUCAUACGCAGUUACACUGGGCACGGUUUGGGGUUCGUAUGGGGAUCAGAGACCAGGCAGGACACGAAGGCAGCUCCCAGGAAUCUCUAUAUGCUAAAUCCCUGCAGAUAUCGGCCAAUCACAGGAAGUCUAGCUCACAGCACCUAUCCAAUCCCAUGCGCUAACAGCACUGAUUUGGUUCCGCUACCAGUACGGUGAUAAACUACAUGUGACUCGGACUCUUCCCUCCUUGCCCAGUUCCUGCUGAAAUGCACCGAAUGCACAAAAUCCUCUUCCAUCCCUUUUUCUCGGGUCAGCCCAGAGUUUGCUCGUUAUGAGACUGGGGCAGAAAGGCAGUUCUAUAUGGGGGCCGCAGUGGGUGGGGUAGAGCUGGAAUACCAUCAGGCGUAGGUUCAGUCGCACCCGGGCAGGGCGUAGGUGCCAUGUGGGGUGAUGGCGUCGGUAUGACAGAACCAGGCGGGACUGGGCCAGUGGGAAAGUACCACAGCUAUUUAUUAUUCUAUAUAUGUUCCUGUUAUUUUGCCAAUAAAACCUCUCUUGUUUUUAUA
Xenopus tropicalis (tropical clawed frog) is the source of this 2708-nucleotide messenger RNA. It is a transcript of the gene cxxc1, whose product is annotated as CXXC finger protein 1. The coding region runs from base 120 to 1949 and encodes 609 amino acids. NCBI's taxonomy places the organism in Eukaryota, Metazoa, Chordata, Amphibia, Anura, Pipidae. The transcript has 13 exons. Gene Ontology annotation, cellular component: Set1C/COMPASS complex; nucleus; nuclear lumen. The record is from RefSeq and is a predicted model, not a curated record. Gene Ontology annotation, molecular function: DNA binding; zinc ion binding.